GUUUUAGAGAGAGAAAGAGAGAGACUUCGAAUCCACUCGAACGGGUUUUAAAGAACAGGGCAGCUCACUUUGCCACCACUGCUACUUUGUAAUCGUAGCUUUCAAGUUCCAAAACACACACACACACACACAAAUAGAUAUAUAUCAUAUUGUGUAUAUAGCACCACGACGUCGCAUUGAAGAAUCGGAUCUUUCACUUUUUGGUGUUUUUGAAGUGCAUUUGUUGGAGAAACAGGAAGAACUGUGUAGAACAAUCUCGAAUUAGGCAAAGAGAAAUGGAGAGGAACACGCCGGUGAGAAAACCUCACACUUCAACGGCAGAUCUGUUAACCUGGUCGGAAAAUCCCGCAGCUGAUUCACCGGCUACCGGCUCCGCUGCCUCAGCUGCCCGCUCCUCCGCUCGGUCUCAUCAGCCUUCAGAUGGGAUCAGUAAGGUUGUGUUUGGAGGUCAGGUUACAGAUGAAGAAGUCGAGAGUUUGAACAAAAGGAAACCUGUUUCAGGAUACAAGUUGAAGGAGAUAACAGGAAGUGGCAUAUUCGCAGCUGGUGGAGAGAAUAACAUUGAAGAAACAGAUCCAUCAAACCCAACUCCAACUAAUAAAACUGGAUUACGAAUGUAUCAGCAAACAGUUGCUGGAAUCAGCCACAUAUCAUUCGGAGAAGAAGAAUCAGUGUCUCCAAAAAAAGCUCUUUCUGAAGCCAAACAGCGUGAACUAACAGGAACACUAGACAGUGAAUCAGAAGCAAGAUUGAAAAAACAAAUCUCAGAUGCAAAAAACAAAGAACUCAGUGGCCAUAACAUAUUCGCACCACCACCUGAAAUCCAACCCCGCCCGUUAGCUGCCCGAGCACUUGCCCUAAGAGAAACCAUAAGCAUUGGUGAAUCUGCCCCAAACCCUGAAGAUUCCAUGGUGAAAACAGCAAAGAAGAUUCCAUCCCAAAAGUUUACAGAACUUUCUGGAAACAAUAUUUUCAAAGGAGAUGAAGCUCCUGCAAGUAAUGAAAAGUCAUUGAGUUCAGCUAAGCUUAGGGAGAUGAGUGGGAGUGAUAUAUUUGCUGAUGGGAAAGCGGAAUCUAGAGACUAUCUAGGUGGCGUUCGCAAGCCGCCAGGUGGCGAGAGUAGCAUUGCAUUGGUGUAGUAGGUAUUGUUUCUUCUAACUUUGAUUUUACUUUCUUUGAAGAUCAUAUUUUUAUUUUUUAUUUUUAUUUGGUUGCGUUGCUUACUUGGUGAUGACAAUUAUAUGUUUGUGGAUGAUUUGGUAAUUUGGUUUUUAGUAGGGUAUAUGAUGAGAUAUCAUUGUGGACUUUUGGCUGA
This is a messenger RNA of Lactuca sativa (garden lettuce), 1315 nucleotides long. RefSeq lists its product as uncharacterized. Lineage: Eukaryota; Viridiplantae; Streptophyta; Magnoliopsida; Asterales; Asteraceae. The record is from RefSeq and is a predicted model, not a curated record.